AUGGCGUCUUCCUCUGUCCCGCCGGCUACCGUAUCGGCGGCGACAGCGGCCCCGGGCCCGGGUUUCGGCUUCGCCUCCAAAACCAAGAAGAAGCAUUUCGUGCAGCAGAAGGUGAAGGUGUUCCGGGCGGCCGACCCGCUGGUGGGCGUGUUCCUGUGGGGCGUAGCCCACUCGAUCAAUGAGCUCAGCCAGGUGCCUCCCCCAGUGAUGCUGCUGCCAGAUGACUUUAAGGCUAGCUCCAAGAUCAAGGUCAACAAUCACCUUUUCCACAGGGAAAAUCUGCCUAGUCAUUUCAAGUUCAAGGAGUAUUGCCCCCAGGUCUUCAGGAACCUCCGUGAUCGAUUUGGCAUUGAUGACCAAGAUUACUUGGUAUCCCUUACCCGAAGUCCCCCAAGUGAAAGUGAAGGCAGUGAUGGUCGCUUCCUUAUCUCCUAUGAUCGAACUCUGGUCAUCAAAGAAGUAUCCAGUGAGGACAUUGCUGACAUGCAUAGCAACCUCUCCAACUACCACCAGUACAUCGUGAAGUGCCACGGCAACACACUGCUGCCCCAGUUCCUGGGGAUGUACCGAGUCAGCGUGGACAGCGAAGACAGCUACAUGCUUGUGAUGCGCAACAUGUUUAGCCACCGUCUUCCUGUGCACAGGAAGUAUGACCUCAAGGGCUCCCUAGUGUCCCGAGAAGCCAGCGAUAAGGAAAAGGUUAAGGAAUUGCCCACCCUUAAGGAUAUGGAUUUUCUCAACAAGAACCAGAAAGUUUAUAUUGGUGAAGAGGAGAAGAAAGUAUUUCUAGAGAAGCUAAAGAGAGACGUGGAGUUCCUAGUGCAGCUGAAGAUCAUGGACUACAGCCUUCUGCUGGGCAUCCAUGACAUCAUUCGGGGCUCCGACCCAGAGGAGGAGGGACCUGUGCGGGAGGAGGAGUCAGAGGGGGAUGGGGACUGUAGCCUGACGGGACCACCUGCGCUCGUGGGCUCCUAUGGCACCUCCCCUGAGGGUAUUGGCGGCUACAUCCAUUCUCAUCGGCCCCUGGGCCCUGGAGAGUUUGAGUCCUUCAUUGAUGUCUACGCCAUCCGGAGUGCUGAGGGGGCCCCCCAGAAGGAGGUGUAUUUUAUGGGCCUCAUUGACAUCCUGACACAAUAUGAUGCCAAGAAGAAAGCAGCUCAUGCGGCCAAAACCGUCAAACAUGGGGCUGGGGCAGAGAUCUCCACUGUGCAUCCUGAGCAGUAUGCUAAGAGAUUCCUGGAUUUUAUUACCAACAUCUUUGCCUAAGAGACUGCCUGACUCCAUGCUGACUGCUGCUUUAUGUUCAAGGUGGCAGGGUUGUGAGAGGCUUAGGGGAAUUGUGGAAUGUUGACCACUGUUUCUUCUCUUCCUCCUUUGUUAAAUACUAGCUACAGGCUCCUUCCAUUCAGAUAACUCCAUCUUGUUGAGUAGGCUCUUCCUGGCCUUCAGAAAUACAUUGUCCUAUCUCCCCCUGUCUAGUUUUCUUCCUUCUCUCUCUCCCCCCCCCCCCCAACAAGUCUGCUUGCUUCAUGAGAGUGUUAAUGUUGACUCACUCCCAAGUGCCUUGAUCUUUGUACAUGUCCUGUUGUUUCUAUAACAUACGAGGUGAUGGGGGAAGGGGGUUCUCUGCCAUCUUCAGGACCUGACUGGACAGAUGGACCUGGCUCAAGAAGCUACUCCGGAUGCACUUUGCUGCAUGGGAUAAACUAAGAGUGUCUGAAUUUUGCUGAUAACUUUAUAGAACUCACUGUGGCAUGCCUCCUUCCCAGGAGGCCCUGGGAAGGAGGACUUUCAAGAUACUACAGUUGUGGGUGCUGGCAUGCACAUAUGUGAUGGGAUGUGGCCCAUCUUACACACACAUGGGGUGGAGAGUGGCGAGCCGGCUGGCACCUCACAGAGGUGGGAUCCAGGAGGACUCGUGAUUAUGUGGGGAACUGGAGGUCUUUGUCAAGAAUUGACUGCUCUCCAACCUCUUCCCUCACCCCACUUCCGCCCCCCACCCCAGUACUUUGGGCACAAGAGUCCAGAGAUGACCAAAGUGUUCAAGUCUGGGUGAAGAUGUUUGUUGCUGCUCUUCACCAGGACCUCCCAUGCCUCCUGGGGCUGGAACCCUUCAGUGGGGGUGUGGGCAGUUCUGGAGGCUGGGGCGAUGGGCCAGGGUAUAAGGUUCAUUCCCAGUGCUAGAUUUCCUUUCUUCAUGUCUAGCCAUCCCUGAGGUUUUAUUCCCAGCAGGGGGGAAUAUCUGUACCUGGGUCAACCCUGGUCAUUUCAAGAGGAUGAAGGUCUCCAGUGUGGGGGCCUCCAUUCUCAUCGGCCCCUGGGCCCUGGAAAGUUUGAGUCCUUGGAGGUGUGCGCCUAACAUAUUUCCUUCCCAGCCCCUUCUCAAACCCUUUUUCCAGUUGGAUUUGUCACUCUGUUCCUUUCUUUCUCGUCCCAUACCGCUACUGUGUCUCCCAGGGGACAGAUGGCCUUCUUUGUCAUCUUCACUCUCCACCCCCAGAGAGGAGUCCGAGCCAUAACUCAAUCACCCGGCCUCCUCCAAAGAGUCGAAAUGACAUGUGAUAGUCUCAGAAUGUAGAGGACCCUGAUGAACCAGAUAGUGGCCUCCCCUCCCCCUAAUGCCUCUGGGGCUAAGGCAGCCAUUCUUGCUACCCUCCAUCCCCCUUACGGCUUCUACGCUUUUUUUUUUUUUUUUUUUUUUUUUUUAACAUAAAGAUGGGCACCAGCGACUGGCCUGUGGGGAUGCAAAGAUUCUUUGCUCUGUAUCUAGCUGGACUGAUCUCACAAGAAGUCAUGCAGUCAUAAAAGAGACUUCCUUUCUCUCCUCCAUCUUCUGCUCCAGAGGAAGUAACAAGAGGAGUCCACGGCUAAAGAUCAGAGCCCCUAUAAUAUCUCCCGUCAGGGGCCUGAUGAUCUCUCUCAUUCCAACCGUCUACCUUUUUCCCCUGUUGAAUGCAAUAAAACUCUGUGACACCAGCAGCUGUUGCUCUUUAGAAAUUGGUUUUCUGACCAUGUGGCUGAUGUAUCAUGAGCAGUAUGGUCUUCAUUUGUUGCUUCUGUUUUUCAUCUUUUUUGUUUUAUUAAUUAAUAAAAAAACAUCUUGUGUAUUUA
Herpailurus yagouaroundi (jaguarundi) is the source of this 3111-nucleotide messenger RNA. It is a transcript of the gene PIP4K2C, whose product is annotated as phosphatidylinositol-5-phosphate 4-kinase type 2 gamma. Gene Ontology annotation, cellular component: plasma membrane. The record is from RefSeq and is a predicted model, not a curated record. Gene Ontology annotation, biological process: phosphatidylinositol phosphate biosynthetic process. The transcript is spliced from 10 exons. Lineage: Eukaryota; Metazoa; Chordata; Mammalia; Carnivora; Felidae. Bases 1 to 1266 code for a protein of 421 amino acids. Gene Ontology annotation, molecular function: 1-phosphatidylinositol-5-phosphate 4-kinase activity; 1-phosphatidylinositol-4-phosphate 5-kinase activity.